GUGGCGGGGGAGACCACGUGCGAGGCUGCGACGGCGAGGAGCUGCCCUGUCCAGCGGGGCUGUGCCUGUGCGCGAGGCGAGUCAAGCGGCACAGGGCACGGCGGCGGCCAACACGUUCGAGGCGCGGGCAGGUAAUGCCCGUCCUCUUCCCAAGUGGCCAAGUCUACAGUCGCCGUCAUGGCCGUCGCCGUCGACGUCCCCUCCUGCAUCCAGCUCCUCCGCUCCUGCAGCGCGGCCGCUGGCCGGCAGCUCCACCAGCUCCUCCUCAAAUCUGGCCACGUCCCCUCCUCCCUCCCACCCACCAACUCCGUCCUCCUCAUGUACGUGCGCGGCUCUCCGCUUUACUCCCGUGACGCCCACCGCCUGUUCGACGAAAUGCCCACGAAGAACUGCUUCUCGUACAACUCCCUCAUCACCGCCCUCUUUAAGUCCGGAGACCACCGCGCGGCGCUCCGCGUGUUCCGCUCCAUGCCUGACAGGAACACCUUCUCCUGGAAUGCGGUGAUAACUGGCCUGGCUGGUGCUGGGGAUCUUGACACUGCGCGCGACUUGCUGGAAGAAAUGCCCGUGAAGGAUGCUGUGGCUUGCCACGCUGUCUUGCAUAGGUUUGUCCGCUGUGGCCGAGUGGAUGAGGCAUUUGCUCUGCUCAAGAGGAUAGGUUCGCAUUGCAAUCCUGAUGUGAUCCCGCCAUGGAGUGACCCCUUUGUGCUUACCACAGUGGUUGGUGCCUGUGCUGAUCGGAUGAAGUAUGAGAUUGGGAGGCAAGUUCACGCCCGGUUGGUGGUUGCCAAGACCGAAAUCGAUUCGGUAUUGGCUUGCGCAUUGAUUGACAUGUAUUGCAAGUGUAGGGAUUUGGACUCUGCUCGCCUUGUUCUUGAUAGAUUAAAACAUGUCGAUGAAAUUUCACUGUCUGCACUGGUCUAUGGCUACGCAUCCUAUGGACAGUUGCACAAGGCAUUGUGCCUUUUUGACAAGGUGGAGAACCCCAGCAUUGCUCUAUGGAAUUCUCUUAUCAGUGGCUGUGUCCCUGCUUAUCAUGGAGAUAGUGCUUUUGUUCUUUUUGUAAGGAUGUUGCGGUCAGACAUGUUGCCUAACUCUUCAAUUUAUGCCAUUGUUCUGAACAUGUGUGGCUUUUUAGGCAUGCUGAAGCCUGGGCAGCAGACACAUGCUUGUGCUUUAAAGAGUGGGGCUGUCAAUGACUUGAUAGCAGCAAGUGCUCUCAUUGACUUCUACUCGAAAUGCAGCCUCUGGGCAGAUGCCUGCCAAGCUUUCGGUGAACUUAGGCAUCAUGACACCAUUGUGCUCAACUCGAUGAUCACUGUAUACUCAAACUGUGGCCAAAUAGAUGAGGCUAGAAGAGUUUUUGAUAUGAUCCCUAGCAAGAGUGUCAUCUCAUGGAAUUCUAUGAUUGUUGGGUUCAGCCAAAACGGGCAUGCUCUUGAUGCAAUGGAGCUGUUCUGUGAGAUGCAUUGGCUUGGUUUGCAGAUUGACAAUGUAGCUGUAUCUAGUGUUCUGAGUGCAUCAGGCAGCAUCUGCUCUAUAAGUUUUGGUGAGCAGAUUUUUGCUCUUGCUAUUGCACUUGGCCUGCAGUCUGACCAUAUUGUAGUCUCCUCACUCAUUGACCUCUACUGCAAAUGUGGCAACUUGGCCAAUGGAUGCAGGAUAUUCGAUGGAAUUGAUAAUCCAGAUGAAGUCUUGUGGAACUCAAUGCUUAUAGGUUAUGCUUCUAACGGGUAUGGACUUGAGGCACUGAAAUUUCUAGAUUUAAUGCGAAGUAGGGGUCUGAAACCAAGUGAACGGACAUUUGUUGGUGUCCUUUCUGCAUGCUGCCAUUCUGGGCUUGUGGAAGAGGGACUGAGAUGGUUUUACAGGAUGAAGGAAGAUUUUGGCGUGAGUCCAUCAGCUGAGCAUUAUGCGUGUGUGACUGACCUGUUAGUUCGAGCAGGCCGACUGGAUGAAGCAGUUGAGUUCAUAGAGAACAUGCCUUUCAAAGCUGAUGCAAUUAGUUGGACUUCUAUUAUUGGAGGAUGCAAAGCCCAGGGCAAUGAAGCUCUGUUGCACAAGGUUGCAAACAAAUUGAUGGAAACAGGAUUGUCACCGCAUUCUAGUUUGUAUGUGCAGCUGUCGAGCACACUUGCAGCUCAUGGGGAUUGGGACAAAUCAGCAGAGAUUAGGAGUAUGAUGCAUGACAGAAGAAUCUCAAAGAACGCUGGCUGCAGUUGGAUUGACAGGGCAUAGAGGAAAUUACUAAUGUCACCUCCCACAGGCAUCCCCGUCUCUUUCCUCUGGGCCUCUCCCUAUUGGCUUUCUUCAAUGUGUUUUUCCGCUAGUCAGGUAGUGGUAACAAACAAUGAUCCUGCUAAAAUAUGUGCUUUUGAUCAUUGCUUAGUUGGACUAUAUGAGGCGGUUUCUUGGACGAGGAUUCCUGAAGCAUGCACAGGUUAAUAUAAGCAGAAUCAUGCACAUAUUGAUAUCUGUAAAUAUUGUAUUUUGGUGUAAUAAUAGUGUUAAAGCUUCUUUUUGUCUGUUCUGCACAAAGUGUGCAGGCCAAUGAUUUUCUCCAUGAUAUAUUGAUAUCUUUGACAUCAAAAUUGACUGUACUGAAAAUGUGUCGACCACCGAAAAGGUAAGCCUUCUGCAUAUAAUUUUCUAAUGUUAUUCAUAGGUUAGUUUGUAUGGCUGUGUUGUUGCACACCUUGAAGAUUAUGGAACCAAAAGAUCAGGAUUACUGUCACUUCGGUAAUCAUCUUCAGUAAUGAUCAUCAAUAACGAUUGCUUAUGACAUUGAGUGAUUUUCAAUUUUCUGUUCAGUAAUCUAGGUGGCUCUAGCUGCACCCUAGGUGUAGAAUAGUAUAUUUGAGAAUUACUGUUGAAACAAUCACAAGCUUUGGACAUUUUAUAUUGUACUAUUUCUAAGUUGAUUGAAAACCAAUCACCAGUACUUGUAUUUUGUUUAGAUAGCCAUGUAGACAUGGUCAGAACUCUAAAAUAAUUAUUUGUUUGCAUUCAGAAAAUCUGUAGAUCUAAAGAUGAGAAAGGAAGAGCUCUGAAGUUGAAUAAAGAACGCGGUCUAGCCCAGGUAAGCUGUACUUUGAAGAGCACCUUUUGCAUUUUGGUUGACCCUAAAUGCUAGUUAUGCAUGCACAAAGGAGGCUCUUGUGUUUACUCAAUCACAGUUCUGCAAUUCUAUUCGGCUCAUGGAUGCUCCCGAAGAGUAAUUUCGUGGAAUAUGUUGUUUCUGGAAGACAUAGAGGUUGAUCAAUUCUCCAGAAUAGUUGUUUUAUGAACAAUUCAGACAUUUAUGUGAAAGUGGAUCCAAAUUUUUAUUUCUUUCAGCAACCCUUGAGAGGCUGGACCGCUGGACUACCUACAGCGGCCAAAGCGUGUUUCAUCUCUGGGAGUCUGGGGUGCGCACUGGCAAUGAUUUCAGGUCGACUGGUCGAAGCUGGUCGCUCUAGGACCGACCAGGCGAUUAAUCGAGAUUAAUCGUCGACCAGGGCGAUUAAUCGCCCUGGUCGACCCUGGUCGUCCACCUGGUCGUCCAGCUAUUUCAAGGCAUAUAUGCCUAUAUAUAUAACUCUAUAUAUACUAUAUAAUAUACACAAUCAAGCUAGCAUCAAGACUACAUUAGUGUUUAGAUAGUGAAUUACUUGUGGGAGUUGGUUUCUUCUCUUUUCUGCACUGUCCAGAGGUCCAUAUUGCUGUCCCAAACCCCCCCCUGCAGCCCCUCUAUUCUAUCUAAACCCUAACAGGCCAAAAACUUAAAGCCCAUUAGCCCACUCCCAGUUAGAAAAGGCCCAAAAAAACAGAAGCCUGGUCGUCCAUCUUACCUGGUCGUCCGAUUAAUCGGACGACCAGCUUUCUGGUCGAACUAAUCGAGUCGGACCUCCUAAUCGAAUCCUAGGAGCGACCUGGACGAUUAAUCGCGAUUAAUCACGAUUAAUCGGACGACCUGAAAUCAUUGCGCACUGGGCAUAAGAAACAGACUCCGGCAUCAAGCAAAGAGAGCGCCCACUGUACAUGUGCGCGCGGCCACAUCGGACUAUGGGAAACGUCAAGGGGCUGUCUGGUUGCCCGCAUAUGGGUGAACCAGGCCCCCAGGAUGCAGCCUGUCCCUGUUUGGUUGCCUGGUCUUGCACCUGAGCCUGGCUGAGCGCGUGCAAAAACUCCUCCAGGGCCUGGCUCCCAAAGAACAUACUUGCACACAUUUUUAUCAAUUUUUUUCUUAAAAUGAGGUCUUAUUCUUUUUGAAUCCGCACUAGCUUUAGUAGAUCAACUAUAUUAGCAUAUUAUAUCAUCUUUUUAGGUUCUCUGUAACAUACUAAUUUGGAAACACUGAUUAUGGCACACCUAUUGAAUUUCUGAUACUGCAGGCAAUCAUUUUUGCGAACGUACUUGCAGGCAUCUUGAUUUUGCUAUUUGAGUUAAUUACCUAGUGCUUCUUGGUCUGCUUACUGCUGUUUAUCUUUAUCAUGAAUCUGUAGUUUAAUUUGGAAAAACUCUAUGGCUGAAGGUUAUAUAUGUUUCUUCUUGUGUUCCAUGUCCAUGUGAGCCUUGCUGUUAUGAAGAGCUCUAAUGAACCAUCCUUGAUGUUGCCCUGUUUGUCAUGGUGAAUACAUAAAAAAUAAGUUGCUCUGCUUCAAGUAGAAUUUGUCAUUUCUUAGUUGGCUUUCUUUUUGCAUUCUGAGACAGGUUGGUUAUCCUGAUUUUGGGCAAUGUUCUGUGUAGCUGGUCUUUGUAUGACUAAAUCUUCGUGUUCUAUUAUUGUAGUGACUUUGUCCUUUGAUUACAUCAGUUUGGAAUUCAGUGAGCUUUACAGUUGACCAACUGAUACCAGGUUCCAUUUAGCUUCGGCCUGUCGAUGAAUCACUUUAUUAGAGUUCUAUAUGAAUUAUGAUUUUUCUUACAUGUGUCUUUUGCAUCAUUAUCCAGUUAGAAAUUCAUUUUGAUUCUUGUGUGGUUCAUCUGGACUAAUAUCCAUUGUUCCCUCCAUAGGAAGCUCCUGCUGUGAUUCAGUCAUACUACAACAAAAGGAUCGUUGGUUGCCCUGGUGGUGAAGGAGAAGAUGAACAUGAUGUGGUGAUGGUUUUGGUUGGAGAAAGGCAAGCCACAUGAAUGCCCUGUCUGUACUCAAUAUUUCACGCUUGAUGUGAUUGGGCAAGGAGGAUCUCCAGAUGGACAUGAUGAUGACGAUGACGAUGACCACCACCACCACCACCAUCACUAAGGAUCUGCAGCUCAUGGCAAUAAAAUGCAGUGCCAAUACCAUUUUGGCCACAGCCUUGUGAAGCUGUGCAGAACUUCAGCCUCUUGGCCUUGUGGUGUUCAGUAGACCUGACCAUGUCAACCUGUCUGUUUGCCAAUUGCCACACAGCUAGGAAGCUGGAACAUCACGUGGUUUUUGUUACAUGAUCCUUGCAGAAACUCGGCUAUUAUAAAUAAUGGGAUUCAUUACACAGCGG
This is a messenger RNA of Sorghum bicolor (sorghum), 5462 nucleotides long. RefSeq names its product putative pentatricopeptide repeat-containing protein At1g77010, mitochondrial. The record is from RefSeq and is a predicted model, not a curated record. Gene Ontology annotation, biological process: RNA modification. The transcript is spliced from 3 exons. Bases 178 to 2238 code for a protein of 686 amino acids. NCBI's taxonomy places the organism in Eukaryota, Viridiplantae, Streptophyta, Magnoliopsida, Poales, Poaceae. Gene Ontology annotation, molecular function: RNA binding; protein binding.